UGAAUGGCACCCCCAUGCAUCUCAUCCCACAGCGUGAUCAUGGAUGCAGGAACCGCACGGAAACUGCAAAAAGACCAUGCGGAUGCAUUUUGGAAAAGGUGCAUGGGGCGGACUGACUAUUCAUGGGGCCCCCGGGCAAUAGGGGAUCAUGGGGCCCCUGUGUCCUUGCCCAAACUCAAAAAAGCCUAUGAAAAAGGUACUAGGGGCAUCUCUGGGGCCCCCUACUGACCCCGGGCCCUCGGGCAGUGCCCGAGUUUCCAAAUGGUGAGUCCGCUCCUGGGUGUAACAUGUUAUGAAAGGUGAACUUAUCCUUUAAGUUGC
Molecule: messenger RNA, 321 nt
Organism: Staurois parvus
Lineage: Eukaryota; Metazoa; Chordata; Amphibia; Anura; Ranidae
Source: the annotation of a GenBank genome assembly